Messenger RNA from Chrysemys picta bellii (western painted turtle), 3140 nucleotides. It is a transcript of the gene SLC35F5, whose product is annotated as solute carrier family 35 member F5. Gene Ontology annotation, cellular component: membrane. The record is from RefSeq and is a predicted model, not a curated record. NCBI's taxonomy places the organism in Eukaryota, Metazoa, Chordata, Testudines, Emydidae.
CUUCCGCUUCCGCCCCACCAGUCACCAACCCCUGCUUUCGCCGCCGCGUCUGCGUCUCUGGGAGCGGCAGCAGGACGGCGAGUGGCUCUCCGAGCAGAUCGAUGGAGGCCCGGCGCGGCUGGCCGGUGGGGGGCGCUGGCUCUCGCUCGCUGGCUCUGGGAUGGAUUUUCCGCGGCCUAGCCUGGACUCCGGACCAGCCACCAUCUUAGAGGAGAGGAGCGGGCUGUGCAGUGGGACGGAGGGGCUUUGGGGUCGGGCCCUGCCGCAGACAGAUACUGGGAACCAGCUCUACUAUUAUUUAUAUACAGAACAUUUUGAUGUCAUGGAGGUACUGUUUUCAAAAGACCUGCACGUAACUGGCUGAAAAAAAUGGCUCCACAAGAUGACAAUCUCAGCCCUAAUAUGGUCUAAAUGGAGACAGCUUUCAUCUUGACAAUGGCAGCUUGAAGUCUAUUAAAGUCCAAGCAUUUAUUUUGUUUUUAAAAAUUAUUGUGCAGUGUGAAACACAGAAAACAAGAAACUGGCUAUAUAGGGGAAGUGGAGAUGCUAAAUACACACAUUGCAGUCAAAUGCAAAAGAAAACUGAAAAGUAGGUUACAAAUGGUGUGGGUUUUUAUCAUGAACCGAAUGAGCUCCCAGUGCAGUUCCUCCACUCAGCGUAAGCGAAUGGCUCUUGGAAUUGUCAUUCUUCUACUUGUUGAUGUGAUAUGGGUUGCCUCCUCAGAACUCACUUCAUAUGUUUUUUCGAAGUACGAGAAGCCUUUUUUCAGUACCUUUGCAAAAACGUCCAUGUUUGUUCUAUACCUCUUGGGAUUUAUUGUUUGGAAACCAUGGAGGCAACAGUGUACACGUGGGUUUCGUGGAAGGCAUGCAGCUUUUUUUGCAGAUGCUGAAGGUUAUUUUGCUGCUUGUACAACAGAUAACACUGUAAACAGUUCUUUGAGUGAACCUUUGUAUGUUCCUGUAAAGUUUCAUGACUUACCAAGUGAAAAGAGUGGCAGUGCUAAUAGUGAAAUUGAAAAAACUCCCAAAAAGCCUCGUGUAAGGUUCAGUAAUGUUAUGGAGAUUCGACAACUCCCAUCGAGCCAUGCAUUGGAAGCAAAGUUGUCUCGCAUGUCAUAUCCAACUGUUAAGGAGCAGGAAUCAAUAUUAAAAACUGUAGGGAAACUCACUGCAACUCAAGUAGCAAAAAUCAGCUUUUUCUUUUGCUUUGUGUGGUUUUUGGCAAACUUCUCUUAUCAAGAAGCACUCUUACAUGCACAAGUUGCCAUAGUUAAUAUCGUAUCUUCAACCUCUGGACUUUUUACCUUAAUCUUAGCUGCAGUGUUUCCAAGUAACAGUGGAGAUCGGUUUACCCUUUCCAAACUGUUAGCUGUCGUUUUAAGCAUUGGCGGUGUAGUACUUGUUAAUUUCUCUGGGUCUGAGAAAUCUCCAGGAAGAGGUACAAUAGGUUCCCUAUGGUCUCUCGUAGGAGCAAUGCUGUAUGCUGUCUAUAUAGUUAUGAUAAAAAGAAAAGUAGACCGAGAAGAUAAGCUUGAUAUACCAAUGUUCUUUGGUUUUGUAGGCCUCUUCAAUCUGCUGCUGCUAUGGCCAGGUUUCUUCCUACUUCAUUAUACUGGAUUCGAGGCCUUUGAGUUUCCCAAUAAAUUGGUAUUGAUGUGCAUUGUCAUUAAUGGCCUUAUUGGAACAGUUCUGUCAGAAUUCCUCUGGCUGUGGGGCUGCUUUCUUACCUCAUCACUGAUAGGCACACUUGCGCUAAGCCUUACAAUACCUCUGUCCAUAAUAGCUGACAUGUGCAUGCAGAAGGUGCAGUUUUCCUGGUUAUUUUUUGCAGGGGCAAUCCCUGUAUUUUUCUCAUUUUUCAUUGCAACUUUCUUAUGCCAUUAUAACAACUGGGAUCCAGUGAUGGUAGGAAUCAGAAGAAUUUUUGCCUUUAUCUGCAGAAAGCAUCGAAUUCAGAGAAUGCCAGAGGAAAGUGAGCAGUGUGAAAGCCUCAUCCCUAUGCAUAGUGUUUCUCAAGAAGGCGAAAACUGCUGUUCAUAGGCAAUAGUUUCAAGAUGGUUUCAUACUCAGCGAAGAGACAAUCUCCUGGGAAGUCCAUAAGGAACCAUAUUUCAGUGCCUAUUCUACAUUUGGGAAAAAAAGUUUCAAUUCUUUUGAAACUAAACUUUUAUUUUCCUAUAAUUGCCUGUCUUCAUCUAACUCUAUCAACGAACAACUUCACUAUGUGCAUAUCACUACAACUAUAGGAAAUCCCAGUCCAUCUAAACAACCAACCUGCCUUAUAGAACUCAACUUGAAAUUACUUGAUAUAAUCAAGAAAGCAAAUGCUGGUCUGGUGAUUUAUUUUUUGUUUUCACAUUUUUGAUAAAUGCUGGACAACAAGUUGUUCAAAAAUUACUUUAAAAAUGAAUACGUUAAUAAGUCUGCAGGUCGUCAUUUCUUACAGGCUCAGAUGAAAAAAGCUAAAUAUGUAGCUUACUUGUAAUAGGUACGGAUUAACAUUUUUGUAUAAAGUCUAUUUGAAUAUUAACACAUGAAAUUAGAAAAAAUAUCUUAAUUUAUUAAAUAAGUACAUUUUUGCAACUGUUAGAGCAGGAUGUAUGCAAGUUUCUGGAACAUUACGUAUAUUGCUUUAUCCCAUUUUAAAAAUCCUUGUAAUAGGAAAGGGUGCUUUGUGUUUAAAAAUCUGCUAUGACCGAACAAUCUGAAACUUUUAAAGACGUGUUAGUAUAAAAAGGUUAUGUAUUUUUAAAGGUGGUAGUUACCAUAAAUUUGGCUGGACAAGCACUUGAUGUAAAAGUUCAUAAUUCGGAAUCAGUCUCUUUUUGAAAACUUAAUAGUCAAAAUUAUUUAAUAUGUAAAAUUGUAAAUAAUUCCAAAAUGCCAUGUGCAUAGCUGCUUAUUUGAGGGGAAAAAACAUCAAGUAGACUUCUAAAUUUUGUAGUUACUCUCUUAAUCUCAACUCAAAUCUUCCAAGCAAUUUUAAAGCUAGAGAUAAUCAUGUUGACUUCGUUUUCCUAAUGAAAUUAUUGUGUAAUGGCUAACUUUCACUGUGACCUGAGUUUUCUUCCCUACUGCAAUGCUGCUGUUCUGUUUGGUGCUGAAAGGUAACGAAUUAAUAAAUAUAUUCACAAGAA